AUGGCGAUCAUCGGGUCUGGGCCAGCAGGUUUCUACACAGCAUACAAGGUGAUGGCCCGGGUACCACAGGCAAAGAUAGACAUGUACGAGGCUCUUCCUGUUCCAUACGGUCUUGUAAGAUUCGGGGUGGCUCCUGAUCACCCGGAGGUUAAGAACUGUCAAGAAAAGUUUGAAGAAGUCGCCUCAUCGCCCAACUUCCGCUUCCUGGGCAACGUUUCCGUCGGUAAUCCGCUGGCCACCCCUGGAAGCAGCAAGGUUGAUCUUGCCACUAUACUCAGCCACUACCAUGCGGCAACCUUCGCUUACGGUGCGGCGGAGGAUCGCGUUCUAGGUAUCCCUGGAGAGAACUUGAAGGGGAUCUUUUCUGCCAGAGAGUUUGUGGGGUGGUAUAACGGUCUUCCGGAGCAUGCGGGUCUAGACCCAGAUCUCGAGUCUGGUGAUACCGCCACGAUCAUUGGGCAAGGAAAUGUUGCUCUCGAUGUGGCGAGAAUUCUCUUGACUGAUGUUGAUGCCCUGCGGAAGACUGACAUUACUGAGGGCGCAUUGGAUAAGCUAUCCAGGAACAGAGUCAAGAGGGCCGCAUUCACCAUCAAAGAGGCUCGCGAGUUGAUGAAACUCCCGAAUGUGGCCUUCCAACCAAUUCAAGAAGGCCUUAUCCCAUCCGACCUUUCCAGUCUCCCAAGGCCAACAAAGCGGCUCAUGAGUCUCCUCCAGUCGGGAUCAGACACUCACUCAUCUACAGCGGACAAGAAAUGGUCACUGGAAUUCUGCCUAACCCCCAAUAAGUUCGUCGCCAACGGGAGCGAUCCCAACCGUCUAACCAGCGCAAUCUUUGAACGAACGGCUCUUUCUUCAGUGUCAGAUCCACAUGCAAGCGCUGUCGGGACCGGGGAAUACGUUGAGUUCGAGUCGUCGCUCGUGUUUAGAUCUAUAGGCUAUAAAUCUCUAGCGUUACAAGGGUUCGAAGAGGCCGGGAUUCCGUUUGACCAUAAGCGCGGUGUUAUCUUGAACGAUGGUCUAGGGCGAGUUGUUCGAGACACCACGACAAAGCAGCCUGUCUCUGGAAUCUAUUGCGCCGGUUGGGUCAAGCGGGGCCCUACUGGCGUAAUUGCUUCUACGAUGCAAGAUGCCUUUGCCACGGCCGAUACGAUCGUGGAAGACCUCAAUGCUGGCGCACCUUUCCUCAACUCCGGGGCUAGGUCUGAGCUUGCCGGAUGGGAAGGAGUCAAGGCGGACACCCCGAGUGACAAUAUCCCCCACGUCGUUAGUUGGAAGGACUGGCAGCUCAUUGAUCGGGUUGAGAAGGAAAGAGGUGCUGAAUCCAACCGGGAGCGAAUCAAGUUCACGAACACUAGAGAUAUGCUCGCUGUUCUGGACUAA
Scedosporium apiospermum is the source of this 1380-nucleotide messenger RNA. RefSeq names its product putative NADPH:adrenodoxin oxidoreductase, mitochondrial. Gene Ontology annotation, cellular component: mitochondrion. The record is from RefSeq and is a predicted model, not a curated record. The transcript is spliced from 3 exons. Gene Ontology annotation, biological process: ubiquinone biosynthetic process. The coding region runs from base 1 to 1380 and encodes 459 amino acids. NCBI's taxonomy places the organism in Eukaryota, Fungi, Ascomycota, Sordariomycetes, Microascales, Microascaceae.